AUGUCUCUCGCCCAGCACGUGUCUGCAACUGAAGGAAUCGACCGCCAGGAUUUCGAUCAGCUGACCGCCGUCGAACCGAGCCAACGCCAUGUGGUGCGGAAAGUGCUGAGCUUCGAUGCAUUUCCGCCCUCAACCAUCCCCGACCCAGCUCAGCAGCACACUGCCGCUUACAAAGUUUCCACGGCCACGAGAGCCUUUCAAGUGCUCAUAACUGUACUUGUCUGUUGGCUGGCGUCGGGGGUUGUGUUUGGCUUCGCGGCUCUGAAGCCGGUUCUGGUAGCCGAAGGCGUUUACCACGAGCUAUGCACUCAGGAAGAGCUGGAAGAUGGGGUCGAAGUGUGUGUAGAUCAGGAUAUCAGGCUCAAUUUCUUCUUCACCCUGGCAUCGAUAGCGAGCAAUGUCUCGGCCCUGCCAGUCGGAGCAAUCCUCGAUAGGUAUGGGCCUCGAGUCUGCGGGAUCCUCGCCAGUAUCUUCAUGGCGACAGGUACGGUCCUGAUGUCCUACGCCUUUGCCAUACCGGGAUUCGACGGCUACCUGAUUGGGAACUUCUUUCUGGCCCUCGGCGGCACAUUUGUUUUCGUCCCGUCGUUUCAGAUAGCCAACGCUUUCCCCAAGUACUCAGGAACCAUCGUAGCUUUGGUCACGGGGAGUUUUGACGCCUCAGCGGCUGUGUUUCUAUUCUACCGGAUGGUCUAUGAGCAUACCGGGCGCAGGUUCACUCCGGACCGGUUCUUCCUCUACUACACCAUCGUCCCGGUCUUUAUAUUAUUCUCCCAGAUUCUGAUCCUGCCGGGUCGAGUUUACGACACAGUGCCGGUACUUGAGAAGAAGAUGCAACGAGCCAAGGACUACAGCAGAGACAUUCACUCCUCCGACGACGAGAUCUCAAGCGAGAAUGAAAUUGACCGGAUCCGCAGCGAACGUUCUGGGCGCCGUAAAACCAAGAUCCGCAAGCUCAACAAGCUUUUCGGCGAUCAAUCGGAACGGGAUGAGCGGGCAGAACGAGAGCAGGAGCGACUGAAACGAAGUGCUGUCUGGGGCGCGCUCCAUGGUUUACCGGCACAUCGGCAGAUGCUUACCCCGUGGUUUGUUCUGAUCACGCUGCUCACUGUCCUGCAAAUGCUACGGAUGAAUUAUUUCAUCGCCACAAUCCGAUCGCAGUAUCAGUAUAUGCUUGAUUCCGAAGCCCUGGGGGCCCGGAUUAACCAUCUAUUCGACAUCGCCCUUCCUUUGGGCGGCGUAAUCUGCACGCCCCUGAUCGGUCUUUUCCUGGAUAACCUCAGCGUCCCCACUGCUCUCUCGAUCAUAGUACUGCUGAGCACCGUUAUCGGCGCCGCCAAUUCCCUCCCCUAUCUCUGGGCGGCCUAUGUCACGGUCCUGCUCUUUGUGGUUCUGCGGCCACUUUACUACUCUGCAAUGUCUGACUAUGCAACGAAGGUCUUUGGUUUCGGCACGUUCGGACAGGUCUAUGGUAUGAUAAUUUGCCUAUCCGGCCUCGUAAACCUCUCCCAAGUCGGCAUCGACACUCUGACGCUAGAACGCUUCCACGGCGACCCGACACCCGUUAACAUCGUGCUUGCCGUUUUGGGGCUGCUUGUUGGCUCUAUCUUGGUAGGAUUUGUUCAGCGGAAUGGAAUAGUGGAUGAUGAUGGGUAUAAGGGCACGGAGCGGGAACCACUGAUCCGGGAGGAAGAGGGAUACUAG
Drepanopeziza brunnea f. sp. 'multigermtubi' MB_m1 is the source of this 1704-nucleotide messenger RNA. RefSeq lists its product as uncharacterized. The record is from RefSeq and is a predicted model, not a curated record. Gene Ontology annotation, molecular function: transmembrane transporter activity. Gene Ontology annotation, cellular component: fungal-type vacuole membrane. Gene Ontology annotation, biological process: transmembrane transport. Lineage: Eukaryota; Fungi; Ascomycota; Leotiomycetes; Helotiales; Drepanopezizaceae.